Molecule: messenger RNA, 984 nt
Organism: Paramecium sonneborni
Lineage: Eukaryota; Ciliophora; Oligohymenophorea; Peniculida; Parameciidae
Source: the annotation of a GenBank genome assembly
AUGAAUAUUGGAAAAUAAGAUCUUGAAAAGAAUGAAUUUUUAGAGAAUAAUAAAGUGAAUUAUAAAAAAGAAUACAAGAAUGUAAUCAAAUUAGGAAGAUGCCUUUUUAUUGUUUAAUUUAUAAUGACUGGUGCUAUUUUAUUAUACUUUGUCUGUUUUUAUUCUUUAUUAUUAUCUGAUAAUUAUUGGUUAGAGAACCAAGAUAAAUUUUACUAUAUCACAAUUGGAUUGUUAUUAGCUGAUUUAAUUGCAUUUAUAUAACAUAUUUUAGCUUUAUUUGCUAUAAUGAAUUAGGAAUAAAACCUAUCCUUAAUAUGCGGAAUGUCUUCAUUAAUAUCAGCAUUUAUAAGAAUUGCUAUGUUUUAUUUUAUGAUUACUCAAACUGAGAUGAAUUACUAUAAAUAAUCUACAUUAGCUACUAUUUUUACUUGCUUAUAAUGUGGAUUCGCAAUAUUGAUCUUUGAAUUAAAAAAUCAAUGGAAACCAAUUCCAUAAAGAAAAUGGAAGAAGUUCUUUCGUUUAAUGAGGUCAAAGAUUCCAAAAAUUAAAUAGAGUGAAAUGUAAAAAUUGUGAUUUCAUAUAAAUUAAUAUAAUAAUAAAAGUUAUUGAUGGCCUCAACCUAAUCAUAAUUUAAUUUCAUUAGGAAACCACUUCCAAAAGCACCUAAUUCUAGAUAAUUUAGUAGAGAAAAAAGUUAACCAAUGUUUAAUCCUAUUACCCCAACUGUAUUAAUGAUGUUUAUAAAUAAAGGCGAAGUUUCGCAUACAUCAUAAUAACUAGUUUUUAAGCAAAGAGAAAAUGUAAAAAACUAGCAAUAACUUUUUUAAUAAUACAGCGGAAAGUACAAAAAUUACAAAAGUUUAGAAUUAAUCUCUUCUUCGAAAACCUGAUGCUGAUUAUAAAUAAUUAAUUUUUGAUAAAGAAGAUAAAGAAGAAGAACUGCAAUUCUAAGCACUUUGUUAAACUUUAGAUAAAAUAUUGUGA